This is a messenger RNA of Archocentrus centrarchus (flier cichlid), 1362 nucleotides long. RefSeq lists its product as uncharacterized. Gene Ontology annotation, cellular component: external side of plasma membrane. The coding region runs from base 110 to 796 and encodes 228 amino acids. Gene Ontology annotation, biological process: negative regulation of T cell proliferation; cellular response to lipopolysaccharide; immune response. NCBI's taxonomy places the organism in Eukaryota, Metazoa, Chordata, Actinopteri, Cichliformes, Cichlidae. The transcript is spliced from 4 exons. The record is from RefSeq and is a predicted model, not a curated record.
GUAUAAACCAUGAAGGCGUGUCAGCAACUGCAGUCUAAACAUAAAGAUCCACAGAGGUCACACAGGAUCACACAGAAGGAAGUGAGCUGCAGACUGAAGCACAGUGGUGAUGAACAUUUGGGAGAAGAUGAUCUGCAGGAUCCUGCUGCUCGUCAUGCUCACCUCAUGUGUCUCUGGAUCAUUUGUAGUGAAUGUGACACAGACCUCCUAUCAGGCAGAGGAGAACCACAACAUCACACUGGAGUGGACGUUCACCACCAACCCUGGCAGAUCCCCCAAAUCUCUUUUUGUCUUCUGUGAAUUGAUAACUCAGUAUAAAGAUUCAGUCCUGUAUCGUGUUCGUGAAGGUGUCGAGGUGUCAGAGUCUCAGGAUGAAAAGUUUUCAGGACGAGUCCAGAGUGACAAAGACGCCCUCAGAGAAGGACGAAUCAGACUUCAACUGUCCAGACUCAGGACUGAUGACUCGGGUCUGUACCUGUGUGAGGUCAAUGCAGGUUAUGGCUUCGGCUCUGCCAGAUGUCGACUCAGCAUCAUUUCUACUGAUGAGUCCAAACAUCCAGCAGACAACCCACAACCGGAGAGUCGAGGAUGGCUCCACCUGUAUCCUUUAUUGAUACUGCCAGUUGCAGCUCUACUGAUCAAACUCUGUUAUAAAAUCAUCAAAAGAAAACAUAACGUAAAUCUAAACAGUCACCACCUAAGCAGCGACUGCAGUGAAGCAGUGGUCAACUUGAAUAAUUCAGACCCAACUCAUUUUGCUGCUUCGUUAGAAGCUACAUCCACCAUCUUCAUCUGAGUGAGGACCUCCCUGAACUCCAGAGAUCCACAUGUUAACAGCUGGGUCUGCAGUGGAAGCUUUGUGGGACCAUCAACCUCAGUCUGAGCAGAGAAACACUGUCUGCAAAUACUGAUGGAAAAAUUCAAAGCUCUCAUCGCACAUAUCAGAAAUAACAUCCCUUUCCUCUUUAAGUUCUUUUAUUUGUUUGUGUCAGAUAUUUUCAGAGGAAUCUUUAAUAUUCGGCUCUUCAGUUUAUAGAGUAACAGAUCACUGCGUUGUUCUCCCAUCAGCUGUUAUCAAUAAUUACUGCUAAAAAUGUGCCUGAACUCAGCAAGUUAAAAGAGUUCAAAGUGUUGGAAUGAAGUCCUAAUAAUGUGACUAUGGAUAGCCAUAGUUAGAAUGUACUACCUUUCCUAAAGUUACUGUUUAUGUGUAUAUAUUGUAAACAAAUCCUUAUUUAUAUGAGAGAAGUUUCGAUUCUUCUGUGUAUAUGUGUGUGUCCAAAUCAUUUUAUCAGUGAUCCAGGAGAUCUAUGAGAGCAAUACCAAGAAGAGUCUAACGUGCACUCGAAAAAAGCCAAAGGU